Messenger RNA from Apiotrichum porosum, 1701 nucleotides. RefSeq lists its product as uncharacterized. The coding region runs from base 1 to 1701 and encodes 566 amino acids. The transcript has 4 exons. The record is from RefSeq and is a predicted model, not a curated record. Lineage: Eukaryota; Fungi; Basidiomycota; Tremellomycetes; Trichosporonales; Trichosporonaceae.
AUGGAUACACCCACACGCACCAUGUCCCUAAACGACCUUGUGGACGGAGAACGUGACAAGGUCUACAACCUUGGCAAGCUACACGGCCUGUACUACAUGCAAGAGGUGUUUGGCGACGCGGUAGGCCGCAUCGAUGGCAUGGUGUCAGACCUGGAAGCAUACGCGGACGGCCAGCCCGGUACUCCUACCCCCAGCCAGCACUACGAGCAACCGGGCCGCCUUCGCUCCAUUGCGUCCAUUGCGUCCAUUGCGUCCAUUGCGUCCGUUGCAGGUCUCGGCAUGACCGUGAAGUCUGCCAUGAGGGGCCGUGCGGCCGCUGUUAUCCAAAACAUUAAGAAUACCCCCGCUCGUCUUCUUCUGGACAAGAUCAUCCGUCACCUCCUCAAGCGCAACAGUAACCUUCCUCUGGAUCUGGACUUUGAGGACGGCCUUGUUAUCAUCCGCGACAAGGAGGCCCUAAGGAUCCUCUACACCACAGCCUAUGCCCACUUCAAGAACGAGACCCAGGACCUCGAGGACUUUAUUGCCCAGACAACUGUCCUGUACACCACGACCUCGCAGGAUUCUCGUUCCGCCGCCACCAGCAUGCACCACGUUCCUGUGCCCGGCAUGGUCUCUGAUCUCGACGACCGCAGCGACGCCACCAGCAUGGUGGCUCACUGCGGCACGGAAGUCGGGAACGCCACCUCGGCCAACGCCUCGUCGUCCAUGACUGCGCGUGACGUCAAUUCGUCUUCUGUUUCUCUUGCGCCUAGCUCGUGCCCCGAAUCAUUCAUCGCUUCGCCUCACAUCACCAUUGAUGCGCAGUCUCCGACGCCCUCCGUCCUUCAACUCGACCACGAGCACGACGUUGACUCCUCGGCUACCUCGAUCACGCCCGAGCUCUCGACUAGCACUACUCCGGAGCCUGUCGUCACGAACAAUGGCGAAGAGGAGGACAGUUGGCUCACGGGGGCACACCAUGAUGGCUGCAACUGUAUUCUGUGCCGCAUGGUCAAGGAUCCCGCCUUCGCCAAAUACCUCGACCGUCGUCCUAACGGCGGCAGGAGUGCUGCCUCCAUUCCACCUCCGAUCUGGACUGAGAACAUCGGCCGUAUGGUCAGCCGCGGCCACGUCGACGUCGACGACGAUCACCAUCCCUGCGAGCUCGUCGAGUCUACCCGCGCCAGUCGUGUUGCCGCCCCUCCCGCGGCCCGCAUCCCCGCCACCCCCUCGGGCCCCAACACCACCGACGUGGUUCCCACCGGCGUCUCGUCGAGCACCACGCCUGAGCACGUCUCCAACUUUGGGGCGAACCGUCCCCGUGACCAGGAGGACGACGGAGGUCGCAUCUGCGACUACUUCCUGAGCAGCCCCGAGGGGUCUGAACACGGUGGCUCUAUCGACGAGGAGGAGGAGAUGAGGUACCUUGACGAGGCUGUCGGGCUCUCCAUUAUCUCGGAACGCACCGAAAUUGAGGACACUCAGCCAUCCAUUGAAGAGUCCGGUCCUGCCGACAUCAAGGUCAACUCGACCGACCCAACCACCACUCGCCCCGAGUUUGCACCUGGCAACAAGGCUACGUGCUCGACUCCCAACUCGUCCUUCAAGGAUGGGAUGAGUAUCAUCGAGUCCAGCUUCACGAGCGACGACGCCGAGUCUGUUUCCCCCGACAGCUCGAUCGUCAUCAGGCUCGGUGAGGCCAAGCUUGGCGCCAACUAG